Gopherus flavomarginatus (Mexican gopher tortoise) is the source of this 4350-nucleotide messenger RNA. It is a transcript of the gene MIPOL1, whose product is annotated as mirror-image polydactyly 1. The record is from RefSeq and is a predicted model, not a curated record. The coding region runs from base 556 to 1878 and encodes 440 amino acids. Lineage: Eukaryota; Metazoa; Chordata; Testudines; Testudinidae. The transcript has 13 exons.
ACACACGGGGAGGAGCAGCCAACAGCCAGGGAGUGGGACGAGAUUGGGCACUUCAUCAAGGCUUUUUGGACUCCAUGCCCAGGACACAUGGGGGAGGGGGGGAAGACGGGGCGCAGAGUGGAUUUUAACAUGCCCAGGCUCAGCUUCGCAGCGCAUACACCAGCGGAGGUUGUGCCCACGGCUAGCCAAAGUCAGGAAAUGUUGGUGAACUGAAUCACACCCCCCAAUAUAUAAUAAUCAGAGAGCAGGCAGCGCAGAGUGCCUGGGAAGAAAAUGUCUGACUUACCCGCUGAGCCGCCGGCCGCGAUCUGCUGAGAAGCUUCCUGCAAAAAGCUGCCCGGCUUCCUGGACAUCUUCACCUGCGCUGGGAAAGCAGCAGAGCGAUGCGGUAAAUCGAUCCCCAAAUCGACACCAGUACUCCAGCUUGGCAGGAGGAGUAAGCGGAGUCAACGGGGGAGCCGCAGCAGUCGACUUGCCACCGUGAGGACGGCCAGCUCUGCAAUCUUGGAGCAAAAACCAGAGUGAGUGCCAGAUCAAACAAGUUCAGAAGUACAAAUGGAGGACUGGUCAAAAGAAAUCUGUAAUCUGGAACAGCAAAGAGAAGACUUUUGUCCGAAAUUUCAGCUUUGUCCAAGUUCUUCAAGAAGCCUACAACCACAACAUGAAUUGGUCAUCCAAGGCAAUGCUGAAGCAAUGAACCUGUCAGAUUUGCCAACAGCUACCUCACUCAGCAUUCAGAGUGCUAGCACCCAGAAUGUGUGUCUAGAUAGUGUUAUUGCCCCUUGUACUGCUGAAGAAUCAAGUAUUACAGAAAAACACGGUAGAAUGCUCUCUGACUUUAUAGCUUCUUGGAAGAAGACUGGAGACCUAGAUAAAGAGACGAAUAUCACAUUCCUUUUGAAAGAAUUGGAUGCUGUAAGGGCAAAGAAUAAAAAGCUUCAGGAUAAGCUGUCUGAAAAAGACAAGGAGCUGAAGACAAUAAAGCUGGACUUAGAACUGCAAGAGAGAGCUACAGAAGCUAGGAUUGCGGAAAAGACUGCAGCACUCGUGGAAGAAGUUUAUACUGCUCAGCGAGAACGUGAUGAAGCUGUCAUGGCUAGACUUAGGUUAGCCAAUGAAGAACGAGAUGAAGCACUUCUUCGAGCCAAGCAUUUGGAGCAGUCUCUUAAAGGGCUAGAAAAUAUUAACCCUGAAGAAAAUGACAUGACAUUACAGGAAUUACUGAACAGAAUAAACAAUGCAGACACAGGGAUAGCUAUACAGAAGAAUGGAGCUAUAAUUGUGGAUCGAAUACACAGGACCAAGGAGCGUAGAAAGAAUAUAACAGCUGAGGAAAUGAAUGCAGUGAUAGAAGAACGGGAUGCUGCUUUGUCUCAAUGCAAACGGCUGGAGCAGGAGCUUCAUCAUCUGAAAGAGCAGAACCAGACUUCAGCAAACAACACGAGACAUCUGACUGCUGAAAACAAUCAAGAACGUGCUCUGAAGGCAAAGUUGCUAGUUAUACAACAAGAGAGAGAGACUGCUGUUCAACAGAAUAAAAAACUAGAAGAAGAAAUUCAGACGCUACGUGUUUAUUACAGUUUACACAAAUCUCUGUCCCAAGAAGUGAGUCUUAAGGAUCAGUUUAACUGUACUCUUAGUACAUAUGAAGAUGCGCUGAAAAGCAGCGAGGAUAUUGUAACCAUCACCCAUCGCCAAAAUGAGCAGCUAGCUACCCAACUGCAGCAAGCCCUAACAGAGCGAAUAAACAUGGAAUUAAAGCUUCAGCAAGCUCUGGAAGCUUCACAGGAGGCCAACGAAAAAGUUCAAACGUUGGAAAGGCUGGUGGACGUCCUGAGGAAGAAGGUUGGAGCAGGGACCAUUAGGACUGUGAUCUGAUUGAAAGCUCCAGCCUAGGGAAGUAUUCACAUCUGGUGACCAGGCUGCAUCAUUCAGCACUGUAUAAACACUAAAGCCUUAACUUAGCAAACAGUUGUUAGAAGUGGGACACUCCAAUGACAUUCCAGACUGAGAUAAAAUCAAAUCAUAAAUGUUUAACCACUUUGCCGCUGAGUUGUGUUAUUUGUCAAACUGUAUCUCUGCAAACAUGUAUUUGCUUUAAGCAGCUGUAUUGUGGUAUGGUCAGUGAGUAUUGUGGAAAUCAUUUGUGUGUUGUUUUAACAAUAGUCUCUUCGCACAGUUAACAUUGUCAGAUUGUAGUGUGCUGCACGGCAUAGCCCGGCCAUGUCACAUAUGGCCUGCUUCAGGGGCGAGUCCUGCAAAGUGUAAAACUACUAUACUAUGUAUCAAUCUGCAAACAACUGAAUAUUUUAAUGUUGAAUGUAUUUCUUGAUUGAUAAUAGAGGUUCAGAUUCAGUGUUCUAUGUUAAUAUCAUGCAGAUGUUUUCCUUCUAAUGCACACUCAUAAUCCCUCUGUAUUGUAAUUGUUAAUUAGAAUUAUGUACAUGCAUAUGGGGAAGGUAGACACAUGGCUUUAAAAAGAAUUUCUAUAGCUAGCAUAGAAUCCUAGUCCAGAUCCAUUUCAGCUCCUUAUAAACAUAUAUGUACAGUUAGAUUUCACUAAAAGAGUAGAUUCAUUAAUUUGUAAAAAUGUAGUUACAUUGAUCAGUAUUGAAGCUGUAGAGACGAUUAUUCUGAUUGUUAUAUGUCACUCUUCCUCCCUCUCCUAUGAAAAAAAUCUCUGCGGGGUUAAUACUCUACCUUGCUGGGGCAAAGGAACUGCCAUUCACCUCCACUGUUUAAGGCACAGCCUCACCUCUUCUAUAUCAAUCUUCUUGCCUCCUCCUUUGAAAUGGAAGCACUGAACAUUCUGCUCAGCCCCCCUCGUCUGGCUUUUGUGUGUUUCUGCUGUCGUCUCUCUUUAGUGAUUGCUUUUAUAGAUGCAAUGAAAGAAGAGAAUAGAAGAAUGAAGGAAAGAAAUCUGCAAUAUGCCAUUUAAUGUGGAGAAUCAGACUCAGGGUCCGUCUUUCUGGUCAGACAUUCGGCAUUCUUUGUCUGCAGACCUAGGCUCCUUUUGGUUUCAGUCCUCCAACUAGUCCACUUGCAGGGGAAGGUAGGUUUACCUCCAGUGCAUAGUACUUGUUAUGCCCCAGGAGACUCUGUGAGUGAUUCCUAACCACCCACUCUGCCCCAAGUCAGAUUGUGAUUAUUGCUUCUGAACCUCCAUAGUCUUUAAACCACGGAUGACCCUUUCAUGCUUCCAGACCUGGGAACUGGUAAAACCCUAGAGGAACCUAUGACUGCUGCACCAGGCCCUACUUCUUCUUGUGCUCAAAGUGAGCCUGUAAUUACUGUCUCAAGGAUGCUGCUCUCACUAGAUUGGAAGCAACUACUGCCCUAUUCUAAUAUCCUUACUGAACCCCCAGUGGUGUACUGAGUGGCAUGCCACAUGCUAUGGACACCCUUGUGCCAAUUCCGCUUGAGGGAAAUGGCCAAAUAAGGAAGGAAGAAGUUGUUGUCCAUGCUUCAGUGACCUAGCUGUCACUUUCACAUUUAUCUAGGUGUAUCUAGAAUUUUCCCCUUGAUUCACUCUUAAGAGUAGGGCUUCUAAUUUUCAGUUUUUAGUGGUACAGCGCUCUUAGUACAAAAAAUGAAACUGGUGUUUAUCCAAUGAACACUGGAAAUGGUUACUUGUAUCUAAGGAUUUGCCUACAUGGAGCAAUAAUGUGGACUGUGGGGUGUGAUUUCUAAAGUGCACUAACGUAUUACACCAGGGUCAGCAACCUUUCAGAAGUGAUGUGCCGAGUCUUCAUUUAUUCACUCUGAUUUAAGGUUUUGCAUGCCGGUAAUACAUUUUAAUGUUUUUGGAAGGUCUCUUUCUAUAAGUCUAUAAUAUAUAACUGAACUAUUGUUGUAUGUAAAGUAAAUAAGUUUUUUUAAAUGUUUAAGAAGCUUAUUUUAUAAUUAAAUUAAGAGCCCCCCGGACCAGUGGCCAGGACCUGGGCAAUGUGAGUGCCGCUGAAAAUCAGCUCGCAUGCCACCUUCGGCACACAUGCCAUAAGUUGCCUUUCCCUGUAGUAUACAUGAAUUGGUCCAUGUAGACACGGCUGGCAUGCACAAAAAGUUCCCUAGUGCGCUAUGACAUAAUGCUGUUUGAAAGAGUACUGUAUUAAAGUUCACUAGGGAACAUUAUAAAGAAAUUAGCCAUUACAGUAUAUACAGUAUAUAUAAUAUACAAUUACUCAUUACAGUAUAUAUGCAGUAUACAGUAUAUAUAAUAUGCAUCACUCAUUGCAGUGUAUAUAAAGAGACAGCCCACAAAAAAAUCUACCCUGAUUUUUGGACAGCUACAUAAAACUAAAAAAAAAAAAAAAAAAAAAAAGGGGCUAAAAAUAACCCCAAAAUGAAAAA